AUGUUCAACUUUUUUAGUAGUGCAAAUAUAAAUUAAAAUAUCCCAAAGUAUAGCGUUAAUGACUUUGUUUUUAGGUUGAAAAAGAUAGAGAAAAUUGUAGUUAAGGAAGGUUUGGACGGAUUUCUCUUGAUUAAUGGAGUAGAUUCUCGUGAAAAUACAGAAUAUGUCAAAUUGACAAAUUGGCUUUUUUUAGGAAAUUCAGGUUUAGAAAUCGAAGAAAAUGAGUACUUAAAUUAAAUUUACAGCGAUAUGAUAGUAUUAAUUAAGAAAGGAACUACCCAUAUUUUCAUAGACCCAGAAGCAUUAAAUUCUCUUCAAACUCUUAUUUACAGUAUUCCUAAUGUUGAUGUUUUCUGUCCUACUGAGAAACAAUAUGAAGAUAAAGAUGAAAUGGAGCUUCUCAAAAUGGCUUUUUUCCUUAGGGUAAUGAAGCCAACAAAAAAAGUUGGUAUUUUAUUAGGCUAAAAAGACAAAGGAAAAAUCAAUUCAAUUGAAAAGUGGCCAUUAAUUCAGUCAUAUGGAUUAGAAGAAUUAGGAGUUGGGUUUUUUAGCAUGAACCAUGAAGUAGUUGAUCUCACUCUAAGAUUGAAUGCAGUUUAUAAAAAUUAUGAUAAGUUCUUUGUCUCGAAGUUAAUCUAUGUAGUAGCUAAGAGACUAACUGGUCACUUCAACUCAGCAGCAGGUUAGUUAGGAGAUAUGAAAAUGCAUAAAAGAAAUUUAGCAACUGAAAGUUAACUAACAGAAAUAUUUAGGGAUACAUAUGAAAUAGAAGAAAUAAGUAAAUGGGUGUAAAUUAGGGGUGUAAACGCUGCUCUACCAAAGCCAAGAGUGUUAUUUGGUAAGAAUACUUCUGCAGACUGCUCUAAAGAACCUUCAGUUGCACCAUUAAAAGAUUUAAAAUACUCAGAAACUUUUCAUUCAUUCCAUGCAACUUUUGAAACUUUUGAUUUAAGAACCUGCUUAAGAGCAGCAAGAACUUACUUUUUAGCAAAGGGAGUCAAAGAGGAAAGAAACCUUAUCACUUUAAAUGAUGAUGAAGGCGUUCCUUAAGGAUAUGAGUUAAAUAUAGAUGAAAAUUAGCAAUACAAAGACUAAGACUUUUUGGCUAACUUAUAUCUUUCUAUCAUAAUCGGAUUCAAUGAAGUUAUGCAAUUGAUUACAAAAGACUAUAAAAAUAUGACUGAAGAAUUUAUCUAAGAUUAUAUUUUUUAGAAGGUUUCUAAAGUUUAUGCUGGUUUCUAAAUCCCAGAAAGCGAAAUUACUUUGGAUAAAAUCUAAAUUAUUUUGAAAGCAUACAACUCCUUUGGUGAAGAAGUUAAAAUUGAUUUUAAAGACACAAUUUCUUUCAAGCUUACUCCUUAUUUCUUCAUGGUUAGAAUAGAAUAAAAAAAUAUUAAAAGUUAAAUUCUAAACAACACAGUCCUAGGUUCUUUAGUUUUUGCUGAGUCUUUUAUUUUGCAAGAAGGUUGCUAUUUACUAUUAACAAAAGAAAUACCUUAUUUUGACCUAUGGAACUGCUAAAAUGAUUACUCUGAAAAGAUCGAAAAAAUGAAAAAAAGAAUUUUAUGGGAACCUCUUGGCAAGUAAAUUUCAGAUGAAUUACCUAAGAAUAGAAUAUUCGUUUAGACAGGUAGAAAAAGUAAUUAUGGGUUUGAUAUCCCUAUUAUGCAGGCUAGUUAUUAUAUGCAUGAAUUAGGUUUAAGAAUAGAAACUUAAAGACUAGGAUGGUUCAUAUUAUUUUUCAAAGAAAUGAAAGAAAUUCAAAUAACAUAAAAAAUGAAUCACACUUGGCUUAUAUUUAAAGUCGAUUCUAAUAUAACUUUUAAUUCAAUAAGCAAAGACACUAUUGCUUUAGAGUUUACAGGUGAUGCUCUUGAACAAUCAUUUUUUAAGAUAAAAAAUUAUUUUGAAGAAAACUAAAUUAAGUAUGAGUAUUAGGUUGAUAUUCCAGCAAUAUUUUAAGAAUCAUAGAUAGCUAAGAAACAAAUUCUAAAUUAAUAGUCUUAAGGUUAAAAAUUAAUCACAAUGAAUAGCAUUUAAAACGAAUAGUUCUUUAUAUCUUACAUCGAAAGCAAGCAACUGAUGAUCCUAAAUCAAAUGAAAGACCUUAAGUUAUCUGCUUAUAAAAACCUAUAUGAAUAAAUGCAAAUCAGUUAAGCAAUCACUCCUGUUGAAAAUCAUAUUGGAGUCAUUCUUGUAAAUGGUAGCUACUGCUCUGGAAAAAGAAAAUUUGCUGAAAAUUUAAUAAGAUUUGGAUCAGACAACAAUUUAAGACUUCAUCUUUACAAAUUUGAUUUGAAUGAAAUGAGUGAACUAACAGAAAAAUCUUAUUUAAGUGGACUGCUUAAAUUUGCUUCAGAGAAAAAAAUAUAAAAUACUGACGUUAUUGUCGCUUCAGUCCCUCAUUUUAUUAACACUAAAAUUCUUAUUGAUUACUUUAGCAAGAGCGAAAAAAUUUCUAAUGCUUUUUAUAUCAGAACUAUUGCUACAAAAAUAAACAUAAACAAUAUCUAUUCCAACUUUAACAAAAACCCAGUAAACAAUGUUUUUACAUACGGUGUAGAGGGUUACUCUUAGUUCUUGCUUUUGGAUACCUAUAAUAAUUAUGAUGCAGAUGUAAAUGCUUUGAAUAAAACUCUCUCAGGUGUUCUUCCUGGUGCAAAAAUUUAUAAAAUUAUGAAUAACAUUUUGAACCCAGCUCUUGCUAAAGAUAUUCUUACUUCUAUUACUUUUAUUUCUGAGUAAAAUAACUUAAAUAGAUUGAAAUAUUCAGUUUAAUAUGAUCUUUUGACAUCAAAUGGACCAAGUAGUGUUGUUUUCAUACCUUUUAAGCUUCCCAUUUUGAGAGAAAAGAUAAGAGAUUUAAUUUAUAAGAAAAUCCUGCAAAAUGGUAACUAAACCCUAGUAGAUACAAUCGAGGCUGAACAAAAAAUUGCAGAAUUCAAAGAGUUAAACAAAAAUUCUAAAGAUCCUCUAAUGAUUGAAAUCAUUAAAUUAAAAGAAAAAAUCGAAAUUUAAAAUGCUCAAACUAGUGAUUAAGCUAUUAAAAUAGACUAUGUUAAGGGUAUAUUAAGAUAUGAUAGCAAAUUAAAAGAAGGGUUAGAGGAAAUAACUAUAACACCUAAUUAUUUUAUUGAAAGAACUGUAAAAGGAGUUGAUGCUAAGGAGUUCACAGAAGAGCUUAAUGGAGUUUCCUUUAAAAAUGUUAAAUACACUGGAAUUACUAAUUCUAUAAUCAAUGAUAUGGGUUUCGUUUUUGCUGGAAAAAAUCUCAAUAAGGAGAAGUUGUUAGAAUUAUUAUACAAGCUAGUCAAGCCACUGAAUAAGCAAAAGUUAAGAUAAAGAAAAGAUCUAACAGAAGAAGAGAUAGUUGACAUUUAGUUUAGAAACAGAGGAGAAGGUUUAGAAAAUGGUGAGUUUUAUGAUGGAUAAUUUUGGAGAAACAUUUAAGGUUUGAUUCUACCUCACCAUCCAAAAAAAGAUGAAUUUAUUGAAGAAUAUUUAAAGUAAGAAGAAGUAAGAAUAAACCAAAUUAAUGAACAGUUGUAAUAAGAAUGGGAAACAUGGAAAUAAGUUUAUGAUAAGAUUCAUUUAGACAAGUGA
This is a messenger RNA of Tetrahymena thermophila SB210, 3603 nucleotides long. RefSeq lists its product as hypothetical. NCBI's taxonomy places the organism in Eukaryota, Ciliophora, Oligohymenophorea, Hymenostomatida, Tetrahymenidae. The transcript is spliced from 15 exons. The record is from RefSeq and is a predicted model, not a curated record.